Molecule: messenger RNA, 4125 nt
Organism: Papilio xuthus (Asian swallowtail)
Lineage: Eukaryota; Metazoa; Arthropoda; Insecta; Lepidoptera; Papilionidae
Gene: mio
Product: GATOR complex protein mio
Exons: 17
Coding region: 163-2820 (885 amino acids)
Biological process (GO): positive regulation of TORC1 signaling; cellular response to amino acid starvation
Cellular component (GO): cytoplasm
Molecular function (GO): protein binding
Source: RefSeq, a predicted model, not a curated record
CAAUGUUAUCGUUAUCAAUGUCAAAUGUGACACUUGGACUAUCAAAAACUGAUCAAAACAUACAAAAUAAAAUAGAACUAUGAUAAAAUCGUAAAUUUUGAACGAUAACAUUUGGUAAAUCUGAAAGUAUAGUAAGUGCUAAAUCCGCGUUUGAUGGAAAAUAUGUCCGGAACAAAAUUAGACAUUCUCUGGUCACCGGUGCACCACGAUAAAUUUAUUGUUUGGGGUCCUGAUAUAACCUUAUAUGAAGUUGCAAAACUUACGGAAAUUGAGAAGAAAACUACAUUUAGUCAGAUAUCGUCAACGCGAGGCGCAACUGUGGUGGCAUCGCAGAGCGCUAGCGGCGUGCGCUGUGUCGACAUCAGUGCUAUAGCUGAUCAUCCUGACCCCUUGCUUGCAUUGGGACAUGCCAGUGGUAGAGUUACCCUCGCCAGCCUUAAACAGACAUAUGAUCCAUUAGGACUUGUUGGAAGAGAGUUUGUGCCCAAGUAUGGACGUCCAUGUAAUGGAUUGUCAUGGAGUCAUGAUGAGACCAAUCUCAUUGCGGUGGCAUUGGACAAGCACAGAAGUGACAACUGUAUUCAAGUUUGGGAUGCUAACAGGUCUUCUGUGUCAACUGAUGAAUUUACAGAUAACACUGCAAACGUUCAAUCAGAGCCGGCGAGGCCUAUUGCAGAGCUGGCCUUGUCGGAGACCGCUCACAGUGUGGCCUGGACAGAUCUUGGCAACCGCACUCUUGCUGCAUCCAUGAAUAUGAAGCAUAUAAAGAUUUAUGACCUAAGAGAGCAGAGCGGGACGGCGGUGGGCGUGGCGACGAGCCGGCAGUGCCUGGGCGUGUGCGCGGCGCGGCGCGGCUGGCAGCUGGCGUCGCGCGGCGAGGCCGGCGUCUGCGUGUGGGACGCGCGCGCGCUCGCCUGCCCGCUGCUCACGCUGCCCUCCGCACGCCCGCCCCGCAAGAUACAGUGGUGUCCCACGAGACGAAAUCUUCUUUUGUCGCUGCAGCGCGACUCCAGCACGCUGCGUCUCCACGACAUACAGCACGCGCAGGAGUACAGAACAUCACAAUCGGUCGACAGUUCCAUGUCGGCGACGCCGGCGCUGGAGGAGGGCGAGGAGGGCGGGGCGCGCGGGCCGAGCGUGCUGGAGCGCGACGUGAGCCCUGCCGCGCAGCCGCUCGCCGCCUUCUGCUGGCACCCCGCGCACGAGGCCCGUCUGCUGGCGCUCUGCCUCUCUGGCGGCGUGGUGGAGUACACGGUGUGCGAGCGGGUGACGGUGGCGUGGGGUGCGCGGGGCGGGGUGGUGUGGGCGGGGGGCGGGGCGCUGCGUCUCAUGCGGGACGACUUCUACGGCGCGCUGCAGGACGUCUCCCACCGCAUGCAGCGUCGCGCCGCCACCGACUACGGCCUCAAGCCGGACCUGUGGCAAAACGCCGACCUGGCCGAGGACGAGGCCCUGAGUGGGUUAUGGCACUUCCUGGCGUUGAGCAAAUCAUUGGUGGAGGACGGAUGCUUCCGCAACAGUCCGUGGAAGCUGCCGGGCGUGCGCACGGUGCUGCGCGCUCCGGGCGACGGCGGCUACCGCUCCGAGGCCGUGCCGCUGCUGCUGCCCGACAUGCCCAACCGCAAGGUCACCGUCUACAGGAGUGCGGAGCGCACGUGCGCGCUGCAGCUGUGCGGCUGGGGCUGGGGCUGGGAGAACGCGGGCGUGGGCGUGGAGCGCGCGGAGGCGGAGGGCACGCCCUGCCGCGCCGCCGCCCUCGCCGCCUUCCAUCUGCGCACGCGCGCCGCGCUCGACGUGCUGGCGCGCGCCCAGGAGCCCCGUCUGCGCGUCGCCGCACUCGUAAUGUUAGCGCUGGCGGGUCCGGGCGCGGACGAGCGGCUGUGGCGCGACGCGAUGAGUGCGGCGGCGCCGGCCCUGCCCGACGCCUACCUGCGCGCGCUGCUGCACUUCCUGGCCGCCACCGCCAGUGCUGGAGCCGCGCAGCCCGACCUCAGCGCCGUGCUCAACGAGACGGAGAUGCGGCUGGAGGACCGCGUGGCGUUCGCGUGCAUCUUCCUACCGGACGGGCGGCUGCAGGAGUACGUGCGAGCCACUUGCGAGGCUCUCACCGAGCAGGGCGACCUCGCCGGCAUCCUGCUCACAGGCGUGAGUCCGGAGGGUGUGGCGCUGCUGCAGCGCUGGGUGGAGGCGACGGGCGACGUGCAGUCCGCGGCGCUGCUGGCCGCACGCUGCUGCCCCGCCGACCUGCUGCGCGACCGCCGCGUCUCCGCCUGGCUCGAGAGCUACCGCACGCUGCUGGACGGCUGGCGCAUGUGGUGGGCGCGGUGCGCGCUGGACACGUGUGUGUGCGCGUGCGCGGGCGAGGCAGGCGAGGGCGCGGGCGCGCUGGCGGCGGCGCGGCGCGUGGGCGUGGCCUGCAACUACUGCGGCAAGUGCGUGGCCGCCCCCGCACACAGCGCCCGCCCGCGCGCCGCGCUCGCCCGCCUCCCGCCGCCCGCCAACAAGAUGAAGAUAUCGUCGUGUCCGAACUGCCGCAAGCCGCUGCCGCGCUGCGGCGUGUGCCUGCUGCACCUGGGCACGGGCAGCGGCUUCGUGAGCGUGGGCGGCGUGGGCGGAGUGGGGGGCGGGGUGGGCGGCAUCGUGGGCGGCAGCGUGGGCGUGGGCGGGGCGCAGUUCGGCGGGUGGUUCAGCUGGUGCGUGGCGUGCCGGCACGGGGGACACGCCGCUCACUUGUUGCAGUGGUUCAGCGAGCACUCCGAGUGCCCGGUGAGCUCGUGCUCGUGCCGCUGCAGCUCGCUGGACCCGCCCGACCAGCUGUAGCGGCCCCGCCCCCGCCCGCUCGCCCGCACGCCCACACCCGAGCCGCGCCCGCUGCGAGUCCUCACAAACUCUACACGUAUACAUUAAUUAAUGUAGUAAGGUUCACGCCUUGAAAAUAAUGAAAAUGACAGCGUGAAUGCCCAAUUACGUGUAUAUUUUUUGAGGAAUUUGUAUUCGCGUAAAGCUCCGAAUAAUAUCUUCGUAAAUGUUAAACAAUGAAGGACGCGCUCAACAACCUGAUCGCUAAUGAGGUCAUAAAAUUACGUUUAGAACUUCUUAUUUCCAUAAUAUACAUUUUCAAUUCCCUUACCUAAUUUCGACAUAAUUGAAACAAGAAAAGUCUACUAUGGAAGGUAUUGCUGGGCUUUGUAUUUGUGUCAAUUGAUUAUUUCCUAAGGAAUAAUGUAUGUGUUAUUUAAGUCGUUGAAUACUCAAGAUUUGUCUAGUUAACAUGAAUGUUGAGGCAGCGCUGUGUGAGAUGUGCCUUUAUUCACUGCCAUUUGACUAUGUUAUAGUAUGAGUGAGGGAUGUCGGUGACUUCCAUUGCUGACACUGCUAUGCUACAUCUACACAACAAACAUAAAUCUGCUCCAUAAAAAGAAGGGGCACAAUAUGUAUUUGAACAAGUGAUCGAUUGAAGUUCGACAAGGAUCUUCCGGUAGUCGGAAAAUAUGUGAACUAACAAUGUCAUUAUGACAAUUUUUGACUCCUAAUCUUUAUUUUCAUUGUUUUUAGUAACUAUCGCCUAGAGCCUGCACUUCUUGGUGAAAGUAAAAUAUUUUUGAAGCAUUUAGAUAAAAUAAGCAUAUGUUUUGUUUAUGAAUUGCUCAUACGAUUAAGUUAUUAUUAAUGAUUUAAAAUUGUUUUGUACUGAAUUAAUUAUAUGACAUUUGUUACACGUUCAUAAAUGUAAAGAAAAUAUAUACAAAAGGUUUGCGUGUGCGUGUGUUCACUGAAACAGUACAGUUGUUGUUACUAUAGGAAUGGCAUUUUUAGACUUUAAUAAAAAAAUAUAAAUAUUUUUUGUUCUAAAAAUGUGAAUUUAUUUUAUUUCAAAUAUGUUAAAGUUAAUGUUCCUGACAAUAGCAAAAUAAUAUAUAAAUUUGAGUUAACACGUCGGGAAGAAUGCCACUUGUCUGGCCGACGUGCCAACUCAAGCGCCUGCUACUAAUACGUAAGCAAUAUUUUAACAGAUUGUAAGUUUCUCUGAUUGUAAGCUUUGUACUGAGGACGCGUCUUCAGAAUAUUAUAUUGUAAGAUUAUGAUGGAGUUGUAUAUUUUUUAUAAUCAUUAAAUAUAAUUUGU